CAACUCUGUUGACCAACAGCUGAUUUCACAAAUAAAAUGAAAAACAGACUGGUGUUGUACGCGAUUUUUGUGUCCUUUAUGGCCACAAAUCCCGCCACCCUUGCCAUCCAGGCACGCAGUGACAAGGAGCAGGCCCAGACCGUUGUGUCAGGCACUGCGGUGCAAUCGGUGGUACCCGUGCAGGCGCAACUGGCCUCAGCAUCUGCAUCGUCAUCCGGCGGAUCAGCCUCGAGCUCAGUUUUCUAUCCACUGGGGCCGAAUGUGAUGUGCUCCUUCUUGCCACGGGACUUUCUGGAGUGCAAGGAACCCAUCGAUCACCGGGAGAAUGCCACUGCGAAAUUUGAGAAGAAAUACGGCUGCCUGAAGUUCGGCGGCUCCACCUACCACGACGUAGAGCACACCAAAGUGCAGUGCACGGUCUUUGCGGAUAUUGAUUGCUUUGGGAACCGCACCUUUUUCCGCGAGGGAGUACCCUGUAUCCGCUACACGGAUCAUUAUUUUGUGACAACCCUCAUCUACAGUAUGCUCCUGGGCUUCCUCGGCAUGGAUCGUUUCUGUCUCGGCCAAACUGGAACUGCCGUGGGCAAGCUACUAACCAUGGGCGGCGUGGGCGUGUGGUGGAUCAUCGACGUCAUCCUGCUGAUCACAAACAAUCUCCUUCCAGAGGAUGGAAGCAACUGGAAUCCCUAUGUCUAGACGUGUGAUAUUUGUACAUGUACAUAUGCGUAUCCUAAUAUAGUUUUGUAAUUAGUUUGAUAAGAAUCUUCCACUAUAAUAUAAUACCUAUUAUGAAAUAUAUUCGUUUCGGGCUUUAGUUUAAAACCUGAUACUGUAAGUACUGUUAAGAACUCAAUAAAAAAUCUUCUUAAUAUAA
Drosophila bipectinata is the source of this 874-nucleotide messenger RNA. RefSeq names its product TM2 domain-containing protein 2 amaretto (gene amrt). The record is from RefSeq and is a predicted model, not a curated record. Lineage: Eukaryota; Metazoa; Arthropoda; Insecta; Diptera; Drosophilidae.